This is a messenger RNA of Trichoplax adhaerens, 615 nucleotides long. RefSeq lists its product as uncharacterized. NCBI's taxonomy places the organism in Eukaryota, Metazoa, Placozoa, Uniplacotomia, Trichoplacea, Trichoplacidae. Bases 1 to 615 code for a protein of 204 amino acids. Gene Ontology annotation, cellular component: U1 snRNP. Gene Ontology annotation, molecular function: U1 snRNA binding. The record is from RefSeq and is a predicted model, not a curated record. Gene Ontology annotation, biological process: mRNA splicing, via spliceosome. The transcript is spliced from 5 exons.
AUGUCAAUCGAUAUCCCUCCAAAUCAAACUUUAUACGUUAAUAAUUUAAAUGAGAAGGUCAAGAAAGAAGAAUUAAAGAAAUCCUUAUACGCGAUAUUUUCUCAAUUUGGCGCGAUAUUGGAUAUCAUUGCCAUGAAAACUUUAAAGAUGAGAGGACAAGCGUUUGUAGUUUUUGAGGAUAUUAGUAGUGCUACUAACGCACUACGAGCGAUGCAAGGAUUUCCUUUUUAUGAGAAGCCUAUGAGAAUUACUUAUUGUAAAUCGAAAUCAGAUGCGGUAGCUAAGAAAGAUGGCUCAUAUGUACCUAGGGAGAAGAAGGUUAGAGAGAAGAGAAAGCCCGACGAAGGAAUGCCACAUGCUGCCGGUAGCCAAGAGGAACUUCCUAAUAAGAUCUUAUUCUUAACUAAUCUCCCUGAAGAGACUACGGAAUUAAUGCUUUCGAUGUUAUUCAAUCAAUUUCCUGGAUAUAAAGAAGUCCGUUUGGUUCCAGGAAGACAUGAUAUUGCAUUUGUCGAAUUUGAAUCGGAGAUUCAAGCAGCUACAGCUCGUAAUUCAUUGAAUGGCUUUAAAAUUACACCAACUCAUCAAAUGAAUAUCGCAUUUGCCAAAAAAUAA